Molecule: messenger RNA, 3053 nt
Organism: Papaver somniferum (opium poppy)
Lineage: Eukaryota; Viridiplantae; Streptophyta; Magnoliopsida; Ranunculales; Papaveraceae
Product: eukaryotic translation initiation factor-like
Exons: 9
Coding region: 321-2690 (789 amino acids)
Cellular component (GO): eukaryotic translation initiation factor 4F complex
Molecular function (GO): mRNA binding; protein binding; translation initiation factor activity
Source: RefSeq, a predicted model, not a curated record
GAACCCCUCAUCCUUUUCUCUUUCCAUAUUUCUCUCUCUCUUUGCUAAGCAGCGAAGAGAAGGAAUAAAAGGAUAUCCAGAGAAAGAAGAGAGACUGUAAAACGUCUCCCUCUUCCGCCUCUCUUCUUCUUCUAUCCCUUUUGAAAACUCUUAAAUCUCUUUCUGCACCAACCGUCUUCUUCUUCUUACAGAAGAAAUACUUAUUUUCUAGAUUCGGCGGCGAUUUUAUUGAAAUCGUUCCGAUUUAGCUCGUAUUUGUUUUAGUUACAAAGAUCUGUUUGGGUAUUCUAUCAUCAAUCUCAGAGAGUGAAAAGUGAGGUAUGCAGGCAGCAGAUCAGACGGUGUUGAGUUUAAGGCCUGGUGGUGGAGGCAAUCGAGGAAGCAGAUUUAGUGCGCCUCGUUUUGAAUCUGCUGUGUUUGGUAAUUCUGGUGGUGGUUCAGGUUCUGGUUCUUCAUCAGCAGAUCUUCGUCCUCAUGGUUUCUCAUCAUCUCUCAAGCCUGGAGCACGGUUUGAUGGUCGUGAGUGUGUUCGGUACACUAGAGAUCAACUUCUGCAAUUAAGGGAGGUUGUUAAUGUCCCCGAGGGUAUUCUGAAAAUCAAACAAGAACUUGAUGCUGAAUUUGGGGAAGAUCAGACCUGGGGUCGUGGAGAUGCCAAUGCCAAUGCCAGUACCAAUGCCAAUGCAAAUGUGCAGCCCCCAACCCAGAGUCGUUACUCAGAGCCGGACAAUCGUGAUUGGCAUAGGCGGUCACCUCAGUUGCCUGGUCCUGGAGAUGCUCCUCAUUCUGGUCGGCCAGAUUCGAGACCGCAGGAGAACCUGUUUAACCGCCAAGACCAGUCGAACUUGCAGUCCUCUAGGGCACAGGUAGGACCUGCUCCUCCUCUUGUGAAGGCUGAGGUGCCAUGGUCGGUUCGAAGGGGAAAUCUCUCCGAGAAAGAACGUGUACUGAAGACGGUGAAAGGUAUAUUGAACAAGCUGACACCGGAGAAGUUUGACCUCCUCAAAGGCCAACUGAUUGAUUCUGGGAUCACAACCCAAGACAUUUUACAGGGUGUUAUCUCUCUUAUUUUUGAGAAGGCUGUGUUAGAGCCAACAUUUUGUCCCAUGUAUGCUCUUCUAUGUUCUGAUCUGAAUGAGAAGCUACCACCUUUUCCUUCUGAUGAGCCUGGAGGAAAAGAAAUUACUUUCAGGCGCAUCCUCUUGAAUAAUUGCCAAGAAGCAUUCGAAGGUGCUGAGAAUCUGAGGGCAGAGAUCAGGCAGAUGACUGCCCCUGAUCAAGAAAUGGAACGCAGGGAUAAAGGGAGAAUGGUGAAGCUACGUACUCUAGGAAAUAUCCGACUUAUUGGAGAACUCCUGAAACAGAAAAUGGUGCCUGAAAAAAUUGUUCACCACAUUGUUCAGGAAUUGUUGGGUCCUGAUCUUAAGACUGUUCCAGAUGAAGAGAAUGUUGAGGCCAUUUGUCAUUUCUUCAAUACAAUUGGCAAGCAGCUAGAUGAAAGACCCCAGACCCGUCGUAUUAAUGAUUCCUAUUUCAUCCGGCUAAAGGAAUUAGCAACACAUCCUCAGUUGGCUGCACGGCUGAAAUUCAUGGUUCGUGAUGUAAUGGAUCUUCGAGCGAACAAGUGGGUCCCCAGACGCGAAGAGAUUAAAGCAAAGACCAUUACUGAAAUCCAUUCGGAGGCAGAGAAGAAUCUUGGUCUCCGUCCAGGUGCAACUGCAAAUAUGAGAAACCGUAAUGCAGGUGCUAUGGGGAGUACCAGUCCUGGAGGAUUCCCUAUGAACCGCCCUGGAGCUGGUGGUAUGAUGCCCGGGAUGCCUGGAACAAGAAAAAUGCCUGGGAUGCCUGGGAUCGAUAAUAACGACAACUGGGAAAUACCUCGUCAGCGUUCAAUGCCAAAAGGUGAUCUUGCUAUGCAAUCCACUACUCGUCUUCAGUCUGGGUUAAUGAGCAAACCAGGAUCUCUCAACUCGAAAUUGUUGCCUCAAGGUAGUGGUGGAAUUAUAACUGGCAAGACUAGUGCACUUCUCCAGGGUGCAGGUGGUUCACCUGCGGCUGGCCGCCCUAAUUUAUUACCUGGUUCAGUUGUACAAAACCAGGUACUUGCUAAACCUGCUUCUCCGGCUUCAGUGAUUCCAGUGUCGGAGAAAACAUCAGUUCCCACUUCAAAAUUGAACCUGGCUGAUCUGUGUAAGAAGACAGUUUCUCUUUUAAAGGAGUACUUCAGUGUUCGACUUCUCGAUGAAGCCUUACAGUGUGUUGAAGAGCUAAAAGCUCCUGAUUAUCACCCUGAGGUUGUCAAGGAGGCUAUUGCUACUGCAUUGGAGGAGAGCCCACCUUGUGUAGAACCAGUUGCAAAACUUUUGGUGCACUUGUUCAGUAAGAAGGUAUUGAUUUCUCGGGAUAUUGGAACCGGGUGUCUACUUUACGGGUCAAUGUUAGAUGAUAUUGGAAUUGAUAUACCAAAAGCACCAAGCAAUUUUGGCGAGAUAAUGGGUAAGAUGAUUCUUGCUGGCUCUUUGGAAUUCAAAGUGGUCAACGAGAUUCUUAACAAUGUUGAGGAUACCAGGUUCAAGAAAGCUAUUUUUGACAGUGCAAUGAGUUGUGUAACCACGGAUCCUUCUGGUCAAGGAGUGCUGGGUAGUCAGGAAGCUGAAAUUGAGGGCUGCAAAAGCUUGCUGCUCUCUUGAUUCAAAAGUGAGGAACCCUUCUCUAGUUUGUGAUGGGAGUUUUUGUUUCUAUUUCUGCAUCAGGGAAUUUGAAAUGUUUUUUUCUUUUCCUGUUUAGUUUGACUUUAUCAUCUAUCCAUACUCUCAAUCAUCUACCCUUUUGAGGUAUGCUGUGUUACAAUUUAUGAUAGAAUGGCAGCACUACGGGGAACAGUUAAUUUAUUGAGUGUAUAUUUACUGAGGAUCAUAUGAGUGUGAUUAUAAAAAGGAAAAAUGUACACGGAUACUCUCAUACAUGGCUACCGAACUCUUACUUGAGAUGGACAAGUCCUUGAUGAUCCAGUUUUUUUUUUUUGUGUUAGAUCAAAUUUUGUUUUUUGAACA